AUGGUCGGUCGUUCUGCCUGGGUGUGUUCCGAGCAGACGCUUGUUUUGUUCUUCUGUCUCGUCUGUUCUACCAUCCGCCCAAGUGCCGCAUGGCACAAGCGACAGCGAUAUGACCGAUCGUCCUCGAUCCUAGUGACCACACACACACACAGGAUCUUGCCGCACGUGCGAGGCAAAGGUGACCAAUUACGGAUGGAGAAGGAGGCGCGUCGGGUACGAGUGGUCCCCGCUGUCCUCAAGGUCGGAGGAUGCGGCGGUCGUACGUGCUUUGACUGUGGAUGUUCUACGUCCACUGAUGUAAAGACGAGCCCGAGCGAAGAAGAAGAUGAGGAUGUUGCUGGGACAUGGAAGGAGACGGUGCAUCGGAGGAGACGAAAGACGAGGCAGGACGUCGUGCACGAGCAAAAGACAUGCGGCGUGGAGAACGUAGACGUUUUGUUGCAGCGACAAUGA
This is a messenger RNA of Peronospora matthiolae, 453 nucleotides long. The record is from the annotation of a GenBank genome assembly. Lineage: Eukaryota; Oomycota; Peronosporomycetes; Peronosporales; Peronosporaceae.